AUGCCAGUCCCUCUCCUGGCUCACGGAGUGGUGGACGGUAUCUCGACUAUCCCGUAUGCGGUCCCGAUAUUGAAGACUUCCCCAUGGAUUGUCCUCGUCGCCCUGUUGAAACGCUACUUUGGAGGCGCGAGAAAUACUUCAGACCGCCGGAUGUACUCGAAAGUGGUCAUGAUAACUGGUGGAACAUCAGGAAUUGGAGCUUCUAUUGCGCAGAGGCUAGCUUCCCAGGGCGCCCAAAUCAUCCUCCUCACACAGCACGCACCAUCUGACCCUUUCCUCAUCGACUACGUCGAAGAUCUCCGGAAUUCUACCGGAAACCAGCUUGUCUAUGCCGAACAAGUUGACCUCUCAUCCUUAUAUUCCGUUCGAACCUUCGCUACAAAAUGGGUUGACAAUGCCCCGCCCCGGCGACUGGACAUGAUCAUUCUCUGCGCCAACAUCAUGAAGCCAUCUCGCGCGAAACCACGCACGACCAUAGACUCCUUAGAUGAGGAGUGGCAGGUCAACUACCUUGCCAACUACCACUUGCUCAGCAUCCUAAGUCCCGCACUACGUGCCCAACCGGCGGAUCGAGAUGUCAGAGUUAUCUUCGGCACCUGCUCGAGUUACAUCGGUGCGACAUUGGACUUCAAGCAUCUGGAAGACAGCACGAUGCGCCCCGCUGCAGCCAAACCUUUUUCUUCAUCCAAGCCGGCAACAAAUAGGAGUUCAAACUCAACGACAAAACCCUCCAAGUCUCCGAACAAAAACACUGCUCACAGCACUCAAGCUGCGCAGAGCAGCAUGUACGCAACGUCCAAACUUGCUCUGAUGAUCUUUGCCAAAUCCUUUCAAUCCCACCUCUCCGCCUACCAGCGACCCGACAAGCAACCCUGCAACACCCGCGUUCUCGUCGUCGACCCAGGCUUUUCACGCACCCCGGGAACACGGCGCUGGCUAACCGCCGGCUCACUGUUCGGCCUCAUCAUCUACCUAAUCACAUGGCCCAUAUGGUGGCUUGUCCUGAAAUCCCCCCAGCAAGGAGCGCAGAGCUUCCUGACGGCGGCGAUGGAGGCGGUAUACGGAGCACCCGCAGCGAACAUUGGCGGAGUCAGAGUUGGCGCCGGCAUCGCGGGCGGGAUGCUGAUUAAGGAGUGCAGGGAGCGGGAUGUGCUGCGCAAGGAAAUCGUGGAUGAGCACGUCGGGAAACAGCUGUGGGAGUUUAGUUCAUGGCAGAUCGAGCUGAGGGAGAAAGAAGGCGCGGUGAGGCGUGCGCUCGAGAAGAAGAAGCGGGAGGUGGAACGGAAGAAAGAGGGCGCCGCUGGUUCUACUGCUGCUGCUGCUACUGCUAUUACUUCUACUACUUCUGCUACUUCUGCUGCUGCUGCUGGAGUCAAUGGUGGCGAUGACGGUGAUACUGACUCAAGUCAGAGGCAAGGGAGUGGGCAGCAGAAGCCCGGGUCAAGGCCGAGCAGAAUGGCGAAAACAGAUACAUAG
Messenger RNA from Paracoccidioides lutzii Pb01, 1476 nucleotides. RefSeq names its product oxidoreductase. Gene Ontology annotation, molecular function: oxidoreductase activity. The transcript has 2 exons. The record is from RefSeq and is a predicted model, not a curated record. The coding region runs from base 1 to 1476 and encodes 491 amino acids.